AUGCCUCUGCCGAGACGACGAUCCUCUUUCCUGGGCCAGCCGGCCCCCGGUGCCCCAUCCGAGCGGCCAGGCGGCAUGGCCGGAGUGGGCCGCCUGAGCACCAGCAGCACCACUGCCCCCCGGGGUGUGUUUGUGGGCAUGGCGCCGACGACGGGCACCAGCGGAGGGCUGGGUGCUCGCGUGUCACGGCGCGCCCUGGGAAUUAGCAGCGUCUUCCUCCAGGGCCUGCGCAGCUCCACCAUCCCCGUGGUGCCACAGGCUGGCGAGCGCAGCCGGCAGCCCACCUUUGAGAGCCUCAAUGGCUGCUUGCUGGAGUACCGUGACAAGGUGCGGGCUUUGGAACAGCUCAAUCAACAGCUGGAGGAGCAAAUCCGGCACUGUUUGGACCGCAAGGCUUCCAGCGCUGGGACCUGGGGUGCACUACGUCGUGAGUGGGAGGACAUCUACAGGCAGGUGAGUGAGGCCAUCCUGGAUAAUGCGAGGCUCAUGCUUCAGACAGAGAACGUGCAGGCCAGUGCCGAGGACUUCAAGGACAGAUAUGAAAAUGAACAACCCUUCCGCAAAGCAGUGGAGGAGGAAAUCAACUCCUUGUACAAAGUAAUUGACGAUGCCAGCUUGACGAAAACAGACCUGGAAGCUCAGAUUGAGAGCAUGAAGGGGGAGCUGAGGGACCUGGUCAGGAAUCACGAGCAGGAUGUCAGAGUGUUAUACAACCAGCUGGCAGGCACUGAGGUGGAUGAGCCAGAUGCUCCCAUCGAAACUAGUCUGGACCAAAUCCUUGGGUACAUUCGCUCCCACUGGGAGAAGGCCAUUGAGAAGAACCGCGCCGAGACAGAUGCCUAUCUCGAGUACAAGCAGGCUGAGAGUGUUGAGACCAAGCUCAGCCGUGAAGAGGAGGAGCUGGAGAGUCUGAAGAUGGAGUGCAACGAUGCCGGCUGCAAGAUCCAGAGUCUUCAGGCCGAGACUGAAUCCAUGAGGGCUCUGAAGCGAGGGUUGGAAAACUCCCUGAACGAUGCCAAGCACUGGCAUGACAUUGAGCUGCAGAACCUGGGUUCGGUGAUUGCCAAGCUGGAGGCGGAGCUGAGCGACGUCCGGAAUGACAUCGAGCAGCAGCGCCGGGACUAUGAGACACUGCUUAACAAUAAAAUGCGCCUGGAGCUGGAGAUCGGGACAUACCACGGGAUCCUGGAUGGAGAGGAGAGCAGAUACCAUCCAGCUAUGUGUCCCGGAAGCUCAGAAGAGCCUGAGGUCAAGCAAGACCCCACACCAUCAGACCCCCACAACCCCCCACAGACUGAAGGGACGUCUGGUUCCUCUCUUCAGAAGGAAAACUGAGAAGGCAGUGCCUGAAACCAUGCCGUGCUUCCCUCAGGACUGAAGAACACACUGCUUCUCAUGUGCCGUGGCUUGCGAUUGCACUGUGGGGAGACGCACUCGACACACAGAGGCCUCCGUGCCAGAGCCUGUUUUCACUGGAGUUAUGGUGUUU
Molecule: messenger RNA, 1489 nt
Organism: Scleropages formosus (Asian bonytongue)
Lineage: Eukaryota; Metazoa; Chordata; Actinopteri; Osteoglossiformes; Osteoglossidae
Gene: bfsp2
Product: beaded filament structural protein 2, phakinin
Exons: 8
Coding region: 1-1335 (444 amino acids)
Biological process (GO): intermediate filament organization
Cellular component (GO): cytoskeleton; intermediate filament
Molecular function (GO): structural molecule activity
Source: RefSeq, a predicted model, not a curated record